UAUGAUUUAACUUCUACGCACAUUUUUCUGCCCUCCUCGACCUCUGUUAAAAGAGAUAAAUCUCGCUUAUUUUCUUUCUAUGUUUUAUUAGCAGCAAAAUGGGUCGAUUCGAUGGUCGCGCGGUCAUCGUCACUGGCUCGUCCAAUGGAAUCGGUCGUGCUACAGCUGUACUAUUUCGCCAAAGAAGGAGCGAUGCUCACGAUUUGUGGACGAGAUGAGAAAACUCUGAACGAAACAAAAUCGAUGGUGCUGGCGGUCAAUGGAGGCGAUGAAAAGAAGGUUUUCCUGGUCCGUGGUGACAUCUGCAGCGAAGAGGUGAUGAAGGAAAUCAUCGAAGGAACUGUGAACGCGUUUGGUCGAUUGGAUGUAAACAAUGCUGGUGGAAAUAAAGGCGCUGAAUUUGGAAAGCCAGAACUCGACUGCGACUUGACCAAUUUUGACUACACCCACAAUUUGAACACUAGAUGCAUUCUACGACUCUGCCAGUUGGCCUUUCCACAUUUGACGGAAACAAAGGGCGAAAUUGUGAACGUGAGCAGUAUUGCGGCCAAACCAAGCGCUGCAACAUUGUUGUCUCCAUAUUACGGUAUCUCCAAAGCGGCACAGGACCAAUUAACCCGAAAUCUUGCCGUUUACUACAUCCAGAAAGGGGUUCGAGUGAAUGGCGUCAGUCCCGGAAUGAUAUCAACAAACAUCAUUCAAAGGCACGGGAUUCCACCACAAGUUACAAAAAAGAUAGAAGAAGAAAUCGCUGCAUCGCCUUCACGAAUCCCAUGUGGUCGUGCUGGAACUCCUGAAGAGGUGGCCGAGGCGAUUCUCUUCUUGGCUGACAGGCAAAAAUCCGGUUACAUAGUUGGCCAUCUACUGGUGAUCGACGGUGGAUCCUCGUUGCAAAUGCCGGUGAUCGCCGACGGAAUGAAAAUAAUCACCGACAUACUGGGUGGUCUCGCACCGCCAAAAGCUUGA
Messenger RNA from Ostertagia ostertagi, 966 nucleotides. The record is from the annotation of a GenBank genome assembly. NCBI's taxonomy places the organism in Eukaryota, Metazoa, Nematoda, Chromadorea, Rhabditida, Trichostrongylidae.